AUGGAAAACGGCACAGUUUCCUUUUAUUUCAACCUCACCAUGUUUUUGAACGUCGGACAUUUCCGCUACCCAGCCUUCGUCUUUUGCCUCCUUGUGUAUGUCUUCAUCAACGUUGCUAAUCUUGUCAUAAUAUUUGUUAUAUCACGAGAGCGAGCCCUACAUGAGCCCAUGUAUAUAUUUAUCGCUUAUUUAUCUGUCAAUUCCAUCUAUGGAUCUGCUGGUUUCUUCCCCAGAUUUCUAAUAGACCUUCUUUCAGACACUCAUCUCAUCUCUCGUCCUGCUUGUUUCACUCAGAUCUAUAUUAUUUACACCUAUGCUUCCUAUGAACUGACCAUUCUGGGGAUUAUGGCAUAUGAUAGAUACAUAGCCGUGUGUCAUCCUUUACACUAUCAUGAGAAGAUGAUCUUUAAAACUGUUGUGACGCUGACAAUGUUGGCUUGGAUUUGUCCAGCUUUUUCCAUUUCAGUAUGUACAGGUUUAUCUAUUAGACUUCCCUUAUGUGGUAAUGAGGUGCAAAAAGUGUUUUGUGGCAACUGGAAUGUGGUGAAACUGUCAUGUGUUAACACUGACAUCAAUAAUGUGGUAGGAAUGUUUGUGACAAUAACUACAGUUUUCCUCCCUCUUUCUUUUGUCCUGUACACAUAUUUAAGAAUCGUAAUCAUCUGCUGGAAAAGCUCAUCAGAAUUUAAAGGCAAAGUAUUACACAGCUGUUUACCUCACGUCAUUUCAUUUGCCAUUUAUUCCAUUACGGCAUUUUGUGAUAUUGCUCUGAGUCGCUAUGAUCUUGAAAAGAUCAAUCCCAUAAUGGCUGUUAUUUUAUCUCUGGAGUUUGUUGUCAUUCCUCCUGUUCUGAAUCCACUUGUGUACGGUUUAAAGUUACCAGAGAUUAGGAGACAUAUUUCAAGAAUGUUAACAUGGAAUUGA
Sphaeramia orbicularis (orbiculate cardinalfish) is the source of this 924-nucleotide messenger RNA. RefSeq names its product olfactory receptor 10A7-like. The record is from RefSeq and is a predicted model, not a curated record. Gene Ontology annotation, cellular component: membrane. The coding region runs from base 1 to 924 and encodes 307 amino acids. Gene Ontology annotation, biological process: detection of chemical stimulus involved in sensory perception of smell; G protein-coupled receptor signaling pathway. Gene Ontology annotation, molecular function: olfactory receptor activity; odorant binding; G protein-coupled receptor activity. NCBI's taxonomy places the organism in Eukaryota, Metazoa, Chordata, Actinopteri, Kurtiformes, Apogonidae. The transcript has a single exon.